This is a messenger RNA of Caretta caretta (loggerhead turtle), 7349 nucleotides long. It is a transcript of the gene PSME4, whose product is annotated as proteasome activator subunit 4. NCBI's taxonomy places the organism in Eukaryota, Metazoa, Chordata, Testudines, Cheloniidae. Gene Ontology annotation, molecular function: proteasome binding; peptidase activator activity. Gene Ontology annotation, cellular component: spermatoproteasome complex; nucleus; cytosol. Gene Ontology annotation, biological process: proteasomal ubiquitin-independent protein catabolic process. The record is from RefSeq and is a predicted model, not a curated record.
GCCCGAGCGGGAGGCUGCCGUUCGCUCGGUUGGUUGCUUCGUCACCAGGAGCCGCUGUGUGACCCGUUAGGACAGAGCCGGGCGCAGAGGGCGGCGGCAGCAGGGGACGGCGCCGGCGGCAGCCAUGGCCGGGAGCGGGAGCGGGCCGCCCGGGGAGGCGCCGGGCUUCGUGCCGCAGAAGGAGAUCGGCUACAACAAGCUGCUGCCGUACGGGGACCGGCUGGAGGCCGAGGCGAGCCGCCUGCUGGCCCAGAUCAAAGGCAACCUGGGCCGGGCCGUGCAGCUGCAGGAGCUGUGGCCCGGGGGGCUCUUCUGGACCAGGAAACUCUCCACGUAUAUCCGACUAUAUGGGAGAAAAUUUAGCAAAGAAGAUCAUGUGCUUUUUAUCAAGUUGCUGUAUGAGUUGGUAACAAUUCCAAAGCUGGAGAUCAGCAUGAUGCAGGGAUUUGCACGUCUAUUGAUAAACCUGUUAAAGAAAAAAGAACUUCUUUCAAGAGAUGAUUUGGAGUUACCAUGGAGACCACUUUAUGAAAUGUUGGAGAGGAUAUUGUAUUCCAAAACAGAACACCUUGGAUUAAAUUGGUUUCCUAAUUCUGUAGAAAGCGUUCUAAAAACACUUGUGAAAAGUUGUCGACCGUAUUUUCCAGAAAAUGCCUCCACGGAGAUGCUAGAUGAAUGGCGGCCUUUAAUGUGCCCAUUUGAUGUUACCAUGCAAAAGGCCAUCACCUAUUUUGAAUUAUUUCUACCCACUUCCCUUCCUCCAGAACUUCACCAUAAAGGUUUUAAGCUUUGGUUUGAUGAAUUUAUAGGCCUCUGGUUUUCAGUUCAGAAUCUUCCACAAUGGGAGGGGCAUCUAGUAAACCUUUUUGCUCGCUUGGCCACUGACAACAUAGGGUACAUAGACUGGGAUCCAUAUGUACCAAAGAUAUUUACAAGGAUUUUGAGAAGUUUGAAUCUUCCAGUGGGAAGCGGUCAAGUUUUAGUUCCAAGAUUCUUAACAAAUGCUUAUGAUAUAGGACAUGCAGUAAUGUGGAUCACAGCCAUGAUGGGUGGACCAAGUAAACUAGUACAGAAGCACUUGUCUGGAUUAUUCAAUAGUAUUGCAUCUUUUUACCAUCCUUCAAAUAAUGGUCGCUGGCUGAACAAGUUGAUGAAACUGCUUCAAAGGUUACCAAGUAGUGUUGUUAGAAGACUGCAUCGUGAGCGUUACAAGAAGAAGACUUGGCUAACUCCUGUGCCUGAUAGCCAUAAACUUACUGAUCAAGAUGUUACAGACUUCGUAGAAUGCAUUAUUCAACCUGUCCUUCUGGCUAUGUUUAGUAAAACUGGAAGCCUAGAGGCUGCUCAAGCCCUACAAAAUCUUGCACUAAUGCGUCCUGAGUUAGUAAUUCCACCUGUACUUGAAAAAACAUACCCUGCACUGGAGACAUUAACAGAACCUCAUCAGCUCACAGCUACUUUAAGCUGCGUAAUUGGCGUAGCUCGUAGCCUGGUGUCUGGGGGCAAGUGGUUUCCUGAAGGUCCGACACACAUGCUACCUCUGUUGAUGAGAGCGUUGCCUGGUGUGGAUCCAAAUGACUUUAGUAAAUGCAUGAUCACAUUCCAGUUUAUUGCAACGUUUUCUACUCUGGUGCCUUUAGUAGAUUGUUCAUCUGUGCUGCAAGAGAGAGAUGAUCUCACAGAGGUGGAGAGAGAAUUGUGCUCUGCUACUGCUGAAUUUGAAGAUUUUGUUCUGCAGUUUAUGGACAGAUGUUUUGGACUCAUAGAAAGCAGCACACUAGAACAAACUAGAGAGGAGACUGAGACUGAGAAGAUGACUCAUCUAGAGAGUUUAGUGGAAUUAGGUCUUUCUUCCACUUUCAGUACAAUCCUCACUCAGUGUUCAAAAGAGAUAUUUAAGGUUGCUUUGGAAAAAGUUUUUAACUUUGCUGUUUCAAAUAUAUUUGAGACAAGAGUUGCUGGUCGGAUGGUUGCUGACAUGUGCCGGGCUGCAGUAAAAUGCUGCCCUGAGGAAUCUCUGAAGCUCUUUGUGCCCCACUGCUGCAGUGUUAUAACUCAUCUUACCAUAAAUGAUGAUGUCUUGCAUGAUGAAGAGCUAGAUAAGGAGCUACUCUGGAACCUUCAGCUUUUGUCAGAGAUCACUCGAGUGGAUGGAAAGAAGUUGCUGCCAUACAGGGAGCAGCUUGUGAAGAUUCUGCAGCGAACCCUACAUUUAACCUGUAAGCAGGGUUACAUUCUGUCUUGUAACCUACUGCACCAUCUUCUUCGUUCUACUACACUUAUCUACCCCACAGAAUACUGCAGUGUGCCAGGUGGCUUUGACAAGCCUCUUUCUGAAUACUUUCCUAUCAAGGACUGGGGUAAACCAGGUGACUUGUGGAACCUGAAUAUCCAGUGGCAUGUUCCUUCAUCUAAGGAAAUAACCUUUGCCUAUUACUUACUGGAUUCUUUUCUUCAGCCAGAGCUCACCAAGCUAGAGCAUUAUGCAAAUGGAAAUCAAGAAAUGUCCAGAGAUGAUGUACAGCAGUGUCUCACUAUAGUGCACAACUGCCUAAUUGGUUCGGGGAACAUUCUACCUCCUCUGAAAGGAGAGAGGAUAGCUCACCUGGUUCCAAGUCUGGUGUCUUUGGAAGAGACAAAACUUUACACUGGUGUUAACUAUGAUUUAUCAAGAGAGAACCACAGAGAAACCAUGGCUAGGGUCAUAAGGAAACUACUGCACUAUAUACUCAACAACUCAGAAGAUGAUACCAAGUCUUUGUUUCUAAUCAUAAAGAUCAUUGGUGAUCUCUUACAAUUCCAAGGGUCUCACAAGCAUGAGUUUGACUCCCGGUGGAAGAGCUUUAACUUAGUGAAGAAGUCAAUGGAGAACAGGCUUCAAGGAAAGAAGCAGCAUAUUAGAGCCUUGCUAAUUGACAGAGUCAUGUUGCAGCAUGAGCUGAGAACUCUAACUGUUGAAGGCUGUGAAUAUAAAAAUAUACACCAAGACAUGAUUAGGGAUCUUCUGUGUUUGUCUACAAGUUCCUAUGGUCAGGUCAGAAGUAAAGCUCAGCAAGCAUUCUUCACAGCACUGGGAACAUACAACUUUUGUUGCAGAGAUAUCAUUCCUUUGGUUUUGGAGUUUUUGCGGCCAGACCGACAUGAUGUUACUCAGCAGCAGUUUAAAGGUGCCUUGUAUUGUCUUCUUGGAAACCACAGUGGAGUAUGCCUGGCAAAUCUUCAUGAUUGGGACUGUAUUGUACAGACAUGGCCAGCAAUUGUUUCUUCUGGACUUAGCAAAGCUAUGUCUCUGGAAAAGCCAUCUAUAGUGAGACUCUUUGAUGACCUAGCAGAAAAGAUCCACAGACAGUAUGAAACAAUUGGAUUGGACUUUUCAGUUCCAGAGAAAUGUGUCGAGAUGGCCAUUCUAAUGCAAAAAGCAAAAAACCCAAGUGCCAGUGGGAUGAUGCUUAGCUCAGAAGAGAUUCAGUUAGGAAUUCAACGACAGAAAGAAAAGAAUGCUGAGGCCUUGCAAAACUAUGAAAAUUUGGUCAACAUGCUGUUAGAUUGCGUGAAUCAAAGAAAUCUCCCCUGGAAGUUUGAACACAUAGGCAUUGGCUUUCUGUCUCUCCUCCUGAGGGAUGAUAGGGUACUACCUGUCCGUGCCAUAAGAUUCUUUGUGCAGUGUCUCAACCACGACGCAAUAGUGAUUCGCAAGAUGGGUAUCUCAGCUGUUGCUGGCAUCCUCAAGCAGUUGAAGAGAGCCCACAAAAAGGUGUCCCUCUGCCCUUAUGAAGUCAGUGGCGUCCCCAAGCCUUCCAGCAUUCAGGCUGGUGACAGACCUGAUAACCAGUGGCUGCAUUUCGAUUGUGAAAGUUUACCAAAGACUAAACAAGCUUGGGAGUCGUGUUGUUUUGUGGAGAAAACACACUGGGGAUACUAUACCUGGCCUCAAAAUAUGGUAGUUUAUGCUUCUGCUGAGCAACAACCAAAGCUUGGGAGGAGGAGAGAGGAGUUGGUAGAGGCAGAACAAAUCAUAUAUGAUCGCUUUUCCGAUCCAAAAUUUGUUGAGCAGUUAAUAAAGUUUCUAUCUCUAGAAGACAGAAAAGGAAAAGACAAAUUUAAUCCUCGCAGAUUUUGCCUUUUCAAGGGCAUAUUCAGAAACUUUGAUGAUGCCUUCUUGCCAGUUCUAAAGCCCCACUUGGAACAUCUGGUAGCAGACUCUCAUGAAAGUACCCAGCGAUGUGUAGCUGAAAUUAUAGCUGGUCUGAUAAGAGGCUCUAAACACUGGACAUUUGAAAAGGUAGAGAAACUUUGGAAGCUUUUGUGCCCACUACUUCGAACAGCUUUAUCCAAUAUUACCGUGGAAACUUAUAAUGAUUGGGGAACAUGUAUAGCAACUUCCUGUGAGAGCAGAGAUCCUCGGAAACUGCACUGGUUAUUUGAGCUGUUGUUGGAGUCUCCUUUGAGUGGUGAAGGAGGAUCAUUUGUAGAUGCAUGCCGACUCUACGUAUUGCAAGGUGGCCUUGCACAGCAAGAAUGGAGAGUACCAGAGCUGUUGCACAGGUUACUAAAGUACUUGGAACCUAAACUCACCCAGGUUUACAAAAAUGUCAGAGAAAGAAUAGGAAGUGUUUUGACCUACAUAUUCAUGAUAGAUGUUUCCUUGCCAAAUACUGCUCCAACAAAGUCCCCUCAUGUCCAUGAGUUCACUACGCGAAUACUUGAAAAGCUCAAACCUCUUAUGGAAGUGGAUGAAGAAAUUCAGAACCAUGUUAUGGAAGAGAAUGGAGUUGGUGAACAAGAUGAGCGAACUCAGGGCAUUAAACUCUUGAAAACCAUCCUGAAGUGGUUGAUGGCAAGUGCAGGUCGGUCCUUCUCCACGGCUGUCACAGAACAACUCCAACUUUUACCCUUGUUUUUCAAGAUUGCACCAGUAGAAAAUGACAAUAGCUAUGAUGAACUCAAAAGAGAUGCUAAGAUGUGUUUAUCAUUAAUGUCUCAGGGAUUGCUAUAUCCUCAACAAGUGCCUUUGGUACUCCAGGUGCUAAAACAAACAGCAAGAAGCAGUUCUUGGCAUGCUAGGUACACAAUACUGACCUACCUCCAGACUAUGGUAUUUUAUAAUCUCUUUAUCUUCCUCAACAAUGAAGAAGCUGUCAAUGACAUAAGAUGGUUGGUUAUAAAACUUUUGGAAGAUGAACAGCUUGAGGUGAGAGAAAUGGCUGCUACCACACUGAGUGGCCUGCUACAGUGCAACUUCCUCACUAUGGAUAGCCCAGUGCAGGCUCACUUUGAACAGCUCUGCAAGACAAAACUACCAAAAAAGAGAAAGCGAGACCUUGGCACAGUGGUGGAUACCAUUCCUUCUGCAGACUUGGUUAAGCGCCAUGCUGGUGUGCUUGGACUUAGUGCAUGUAUUUUGUCAAGCCCUUAUGAUGUACCCACUUGGAUGCCCCAGCUUCUGAUGGACCUCAGUGCCCACCUGAAUGAUCCUCAGCCUAUUGAGAUGACAGUAAAGAAAACACUGUCCAAUUUCCGGAGGACACACCAUGACAACUGGCAGGAGCACAAACAGCAGUUCACUGAUGACCAGCUGCUUGUCCUUACAGACCUCUUAGUAUCACCAUGCUAUUAUGCUUAAAUAGGUUCUUCUUGGAAAAAAUGAGGACCUAGAAACAUUUCUGCAAAAAUAAAGGAAACUCAAAACUAAUUUAUUGUGUAUGGAACUUUUAGUCUUGGAAAUCCUGAUGCCUAAUCAAAACCAUUUUUAGAAUACAAAUAUUAGGUCCUAACAGAGCUCUGUUCAUCACAAAUUACAACUCUACAGGGAGUAGCUCUGGGAGUCCUGCGUUCUUCCAUUACUGCAUCUGUGGGGCCAGAUCAUUACUUGUUUCAAAGCGUACUGUCAUGGGCCUGCAUUAUACAACCUUACCACCUUCAACCUCUACUCACUGGCUUAUACCACCCAUCUCUUCCCAUCGCCUCUUUUUUCUUUCUUAUUCCAUGUGCCCAGCCAUUUUUUACGUCCGUGGAUUUGCAGAGCACACACGACUGCAAGUCUGAACAUUCUAAGGGAAGUGCUCCAGUUUUGGUUGACAUUUUUUAUCGUAUCAACCUGCAGGAGCUGGUACCUAUGAACCUCAAACCCACCUACUCCCAUGACAAGAGGCCAGGAACCUAUUUUUCUCAAAGGAUUUUUUUUCACCGCUUGCAUUCAAGUACCCAUUUGGUGACAAACUCUGUGCCAUUUAAUCCAUCUGAGAGUUGGACUACCCUUUUAAAUCUGACCUUCUAUGGAAAUGGAAAUAUCCAUUCUGUCCUCUCCAGCCUAGAUCAGUACUAUGGAAAGUGGGGAAAUUUCCAUGGCCUGGCCAAGUUUUAGGAGGUAAUCUGACCAGGUGCACAACUUAAACCCAUGACCAUCUGCAGCUUCCUAAGGGUGGAAGGCUGUGGAUCUUUUCAGAUGAAUAGAGCCCAUAGAUAAUGAAUUUUUUGCUAUCAAGCAAUGUUUUAAUUCAGAGACUGAAGAGUAUGUACAGUGUGUAAAAGCACUGAAUGGCUGAAUUUUUUUUAACAGAAUAUUCUCAUUAAAAAGACUAUUAGUCACUAUUUGGAGAAGCAUAUCUUGCAUAAAUGGAAGACUGCUAAGAUUGUGGAAGUUCUGUUUUUGGUUUUGGUUUUUUGCCUGCAAGUUUGUUCAGAGACUGAUAUCUAUUGGCUAUUUAACGACAUGUUUAAUAUGUGUUACAUAGAUGUAAAAGAUUGUAUAAAUUGUAGAGGCAUUGCUUUAGGAAGACAUUGUACAGUUUGCAACCUUUUACAUAACAUCAUUGUGAGAUUAAUUUGUAAAAAUUCACACUUCAGUGUUAAUACUAUAGUGCUUCUGGCUUUUGUAUCAAAUCAAAUGCCAUUAGUGUUUUUUAAAUUAUUUUCUUUAGCAAAAUAUCUUUCCUUGUUUAAAAGGCAGAAAUUUUAUUUUGUUUUAGUUUUCAUUUAUCUCAUGACUGCAUCUGAUGAGGAUUUUAAUGCAACAUUUGUGACCAUCUCUAAAUGCUAACAUCACAUGUUUUGAUGUGAUAAGAUUAUAGAAAGCAAGGUACCUCCUACAAUGAAAUAGUUCACAAGUUGAUGUGUUUCAUCUUUCACACAACCUGUACAGUCUUCCUUACAGGAACACUACAAUAUAUUUUGAAAUAUCUACCUGCUGAUUGAGUGACUCAAUACAAUUUUAAAGCACAGCAGUGUUCCUAGUACAGUAUUUACUAAGUGUCAGCACACAGAUGUAACCACUGUAUAGUGUAGUGCCAAAAUUAUUUCAAUUGUGUACCUAGUUUAAAACCCAAUAAAUGGAUUGUUUGUAACAUCUG